CACUCUCGACUUUCUUUGUAGACCGUACUCUCGCACUCCUACUGCUCUCACCACCAGCGACUGCCCACACGACCGUCGACGUGGCAGUACAGCUCGGCGCCUCCCGCGACCCGCGACUCACUCCAAGUUCCGCUUGUGAACGUCCCUGAUCCGUCGCACAUUCACCUCCGUCGACGUCUCUCGGCACUCACAAUGGUCAGCAGCUGUGCACAAUAACCAUGCGCUCCCCACCCGCACGCACUAGACUCAAGGUCUAACCGACGACCUUCUAUCUUCACUUUCUGCAUUGUUUCGUCCUCGACAUCGACACCUGCGCCAUCGAAUCCGCGACACCGUCGACAUGGCGGGCGCCUUCACCGAUGGCCCGCUGUCGCCAUUGAAAGAGGUGGGCAGCUGGCUGGCCUCCCUCAUUCCCAGCAAGCAGUCGCUGAGGAAGCCGCAUUUCAACUUCAUUACCCUACACUACAUGUUCAUGGUGGGCAUGACCAUCAUUGGCUCCAUCAUGCUUUAUGCGGCGGGCGGAUUGGCUUACAUCGACGCUCUCUUCUUCGCCGCUGGCAUGGCGACACAAUCAGGCCUCAACACCAUCGAUGUCAACGACCUCCUCCUCUACCAGCAAGUCGUCAUGAUGCUCGUCACCUGCAUAUGCACUCCCAUCUUCAUCAAUACAUUCGUGGUCUUCGUGCGCUUAUACUGGUUUGAGAAGCGCUUCGAGCAUAUCGUGAAGGAAUCCCGGGCCAAGAGAGGGCGAACGAGAUUCACGCUGAGCAGAUCGAGAAGCCAGAUGCGCGGAGAUAAAGACGCUCGAGACAACGUGGCAGGCCAGUUGGAAGCUGGAGGCGUUCGGGAGAAGUCAAUCACGGUGGACACAGACACCGCACGAUUUAUCGAUAGAAACGGCAACGACGAGGACACGGAGACGAAACGACAACAUUUCAAACAGAAGAUUGGACCGAGCAUCGGACUGGAGAGUGUAGAGCAGAAGUCCCCGGAAUCGAGCAGGACGAAUAGCAAGGAUAGAGAGAACGAGGCUGGCUCUUCCGAAUCGACGAUAGUAGUGCCCACGGCUCAACAUCCAGAGCUGUCUUCCAUGCCGACCGAAGAGCCAGAUACCCCCUUCAUGGGCCUGAACCCCAGACUCCACAGAGAAAUCACCUUCGCAGAUGAGGUUCCCAGAUCUGGACGUCAGUCCCCUGAGAUCUCACGCAUUCCCGAGCACCGAGAUGUAUCCAAGCAUAUCGAGUUUUUAGAGCGGCAACAGGCCAACGCAAAGAAAGGUGGCGCACUCUACAUACCUGGCCCACGAGACUUCGACCGGGGCGAAUUACCAGAACAACUGGACGAGGAUACCACCAUGUCACGGUUGCACACAAAGGUGUCUGCAGGCGGGGCGUCCCUCACGCGCCCUAAGAGUGCUGGUGGUCGCAGCGAGGUCUCUCACGAGGAUCGUCAGGUUAGACGCGGUAUCACUAUUGACGUACCCGACCAUCCUGCCCAUCGGGAACGGGCGACCACUAAGAGUAAAGACGAAGGACACGAGAAGACCGAAGAUGGUAAAGACGACAAGGACGGCGAGGAGUCCACCCACGAGCGCUCUCGCCUUUGGAGAAUCUUGAGCAUGUUCGGCGUAGGCCGGCGUCGGGAGUCCCGCUUCCCAAACAUUACUGAGGGUCGACGUAGCUUUGCCAGAGCCUGGACGAAUCUCACGGGACCGAGUAACAUUGAGCCCAUGCCGUACUUCGACUGGACUGCCACGACAGGUCGCAACAGUAUGUUCAUGGGCCUCACAUCCGAGCAACGCGAGGAAUUGGGAGGCAUCGAAUAUCGGGCGCUCAAGACACUGGCCAAGAUCCUGAUCGGUUACUACGUUGGUUUCCACACCCUGGGCAUGACUGUGUUGCUCCCUUGGAUCAAGCAUACCGAGCCAUGGAAAAGCAGAGUCGAAUAUUGGCAUCAAGACCCGGGUUGGUGGGGCGUGUUCACCCCAGCCUCUAUGCUGAACGACCUGGGCUUCACGAUCGUCCCGACUUCGAUGACUGAAUUCCAAGGUGCGGUGCUGCCUCUACUCUUUGGGUCAUUCCUCAUCAUCAUCGGCAACACUGGCUUUCCGUGCAUGCUGCGCUUCAUCAUUUGGAUCCUGUCCAAGGUCGUCACAUCCGAAAGUGAGCUAUGGAAAGAACUUCGCUUCCUACUCGAUCAUCCACGCCGCUGCUUCACCUUGCUCUUUCCUAGCAAGGCCACGUGGUGGUUGUUUUGGGUGCUGAUUGGGCUGAAUCUUAUUGACCUGAUCUUCUUCAUCAUUCUGGAUCUCAACCAGGACGUGGUCGCUAAUCUGCAUCCGGGAAUCAGAGUUCUCAACGGGUGGUUCCAGGCUGCUUCGACCCGGACAGCAGGAUUCGCCUCAGUCAAUCUGGCAGACCUUCACGCGGCGAUUCAAGUCAGUUAUAUGAUAAUGAUGUACAUCUCCGUGUUCCCAAUCGCCAUCACCCUUCGAAGGACGAACGUCUACGAAGAGAAAUCGCUUGGAAUCUUUGGUGGCGAGGAGGCAGCUGGUGAUGACGACGAGCAAAGCUACGUCAGUCAACAUCUGCGUAGGCAGCUGUCCUUUGAUUUGUGGUACAUUUUCUUGGGACUCUUCAUCAUCGCAAUCGUCGAGGGUGACAAGAUUGCCAACACGAAUGAGCCCUCAUUCACCAUGUUCAGCGUACUGUUCGAGAUUGUUUCGGCUUACGGAACAGUCGGUCUGUCACUCGGCUACCCUAACACCAACACUUCCUUCUCAGCACAGUUUCGACCAAUAUCGAGGCUUAUCAUCAUUGCAAUGAUGCUUCGAGGUCGUCACCGUGGUCUCCCAUACGCCCUCGAUCGCGCCAUCCUGCUUCCGAGCGACAAGCUUCAGCAGAAAGAGCACGAGGAAGCCCAACGAAAACUGACUCGACGUGGCAGUAUGUUCGCGGAGGAGAAUCAGAACCUAUUUGGUAGGAACGGCAAGGCUCGUACUUGGGAAGACGGCGAACUGGACGAGAACGGACUUCCUGCGCAGCAUACCCGGCCGCAAAGCCGCACAGAUCAGGCUAUGACUGCUGCCGCUGGCGGAGACCAAGACCCUACUGGCCUGCGGAAGGUGAACACGCGUAGAUCCACGAAUCUCUCGACCAAGGGCGGAGGACUCAGUCAUAAGAGAUCUCGCAGUCUCAGUCGAGUUAUCGGUGGGGCAUUGGGUGCUGGUCCUACGUUCUCGAAGCGGGAGUAGUAUCUCUCUCGAUAGAAUACGAGGUGAAAGCAUCAUGAGUGAUGGCGUGGGCUCUCUGGUGUGUAUUACGAGAGGAAGAGAGCUACGAUUACGACUCUCUUUUACUUUUUCUUUUGGGGACUUGCCGCGUUCAAGCGAAAUACCACACAAUGGCAGGGGGCGGCGCUUUUGGAA
Cercospora beticola is the source of this 3427-nucleotide messenger RNA. RefSeq names its product potassium ion transporter. Gene Ontology annotation, molecular function: high-affinity potassium ion transmembrane transporter activity. The record is from RefSeq and is a predicted model, not a curated record. Gene Ontology annotation, biological process: potassium ion import across plasma membrane; intracellular potassium ion homeostasis. Gene Ontology annotation, cellular component: plasma membrane. NCBI's taxonomy places the organism in Eukaryota, Fungi, Ascomycota, Dothideomycetes, Mycosphaerellales, Mycosphaerellaceae.